Messenger RNA from Moesziomyces antarcticus, 4788 nucleotides. RefSeq lists its product as uncharacterized. The transcript has 2 exons. Bases 1 to 4788 code for a protein of 1595 amino acids. Gene Ontology annotation, molecular function: DNA-binding transcription factor activity, RNA polymerase II-specific; RNA polymerase II cis-regulatory region sequence-specific DNA binding. NCBI's taxonomy places the organism in Eukaryota, Fungi, Basidiomycota, Ustilaginomycetes, Ustilaginales, Ustilaginaceae. Gene Ontology annotation, biological process: regulation of transcription by RNA polymerase II. The record is from RefSeq and is a predicted model, not a curated record. Gene Ontology annotation, cellular component: chromatin.
AUGCCGCCAUUGCGCGGCCACGACUCGGCCCGCAAGUUUCAUUGCGAGGUGCAGGGAUGCUCGGCUUCCUUCGUCAAGCGUGCCCACCUGCGUAGGCACGAGAUGACGCACACGCAGAGGCGCGACUUUCACUGCCCCGGCUGCAAUCGUGCCUUUUCGCGCAACGAUAGCAUGUCCCGCCAUCUCCGUCGCAAACAUCCGCAUCUGUAUCGCGCACAUCAAAACACCUCUCUCGACCCCAGCGACGUCGACCAUCUUCAUCUGCCAAGGCUCUCGACCGUAGUAGGCAUGUCGACAACGGUCGGCAACAUGGCCUCCUCGAGCGGCACCACUUUGUCCUCUCGACCAUCGCCCUUCGAACAUCAUUCCAACAGUCCCAUGCAAAGUCGACAAGACGAUCAUCGGUCGUUCGGUACCCAACUCAUGAGGCCGGCGUCGACUUCAGACAUGUAUGCCCAUCCUGGUGUGCUACACACAUCUCAGGGCUUGGCGUCGGGUCAUUCUCGUGCCUCAGCCGCUCCUCAAUUGUCCGAGUCGCCGGGCUCAGCGCAGGCCGACACAUUCCGCCCUUACCAUCGUCCCGACUUCGCCGUCAAGGGCGAACACGAUGCCUUCGAACUGGCUGGCUUGCCCCCCGGCGUCUCUGGCGACUCGGAUGCCAUUAAUCGGUCGUAUUCGACCAGACGCCCGACCGAUGCGGAAGCUCAGAUGCCUAGAAGUGACUGGGCCCAGUAUUCAGAGACUCAAGCAGCAACCUCCAUGCCCAGCAGAAGCGGAUCUCUCGCGGCUCCUCAUUAUCGCUUCCCAUGGGAGAGGCUUGACGAGGAGAUGCCUAAUGCUGUCCCUCCGGGCCUGGAGGGAUGGCCGACAUCUGGAUCCGGUGCCGCUACCAACAGCGGCAUUGCGCAGGAUCCUUCGAGACGUGACUGCUUUCGGAUGCCUUCUUCUCAAGCAGUCUUCGAACAGGCCGCUCUGCCGCCUGGCAUUCCGUCCAUGGCGGAGGAAUCGCACUUCGAUCCCCAAGCCGCUCCGGACUUGCUUCAGUCCGAGUUCUUCACCGACGUCAUGCGGCCGCCAGGCCACGAAGAGUAUGGCGCCGGCUUCGAAACACGUGCUUUCGCAUCCCAAGCUUCUGAUCGCGUACGCGUCGAGCCGAGCCUCAACCCUUAUCAAUCAGGCUCGGGCGGAUCGUACGCUGGAUACGAUUCGCAAAUGUCCCCCCAAGCUCGAUCAGAUGCUGGCGUGGACAACAAGUUCGAGAUGCACCUCCGCAGUAUGUGCGAUGCGGCACCAGUUGUACCUCCUCCCAGCACGGGUCAGUUGGAGCAAAUCCUUACCCACCUGGGUCUCGACCUUGCGGGCAGCCAAGGCUCUAGCUCUGAGGCUGUACGAAGCAACGCUCCCCACGUUCAAGGCUCUGUCUCGGAAUCGAGUCUUUCAGCGCCGCCUAUGAUCCCGUCGCAGGACGUGGCGCGAGCAUCUUGGGACCCCGAUCGUCUCGCGCCAAUCGUGCCCAACGUCCAUCUGCAUCCUCAUUCUCAAGCAGCCUCCUCGCAGAACUCGUUCUACCUUCCAUCAUUAACCGCAUCACAGGCCGAAUACCUCGGUCCCAACGCCACUUCGCAUCGUAGGCCGCUGGACCGAUCGAUCAGCACGGCUUCUUUCCCCUUCGACAGUGGCUCUCAAGAUCGUGGUCCCCUGAUUCGAGCCCCAGGAUUCGCCGGCGCCAUGGACGAGAGCAUCCCUGAAGCUGCUGAGAACUCAGAAAGCGAUACUGCCCAACAACGUGCCGGUUCAGCAAGCACUACAGCAAAUUUCCUCAAGCCUCAUGACUCGUUCAGUUCGCGGACGGCAACCUGGGACGAAGAAGGCGGCAGGAAGGAUGCUCAAGCGGAUGCGGCGCCGCGAAACCAAACGCACGAUCCGAUGUCCGGUGCUCGAUGCUCAGGCGAGUCCGAGGAGAUGGCACAGUCACCAAAGCAUGGAAGAGAGGGGGACGAGGUCGCAGGUGAAUCUUCUAGCCAUGCCUCACUCCUCCUCGCUGAAGCCAGGCGACUUCUGGCGAGAGCAUCCAACGCGCGACUGCGUCUCUCGAUAAGCUCCCAUGGUCAGGCGGACGCUGAGAUGGAGGAAGCCACUUCGUCUCCCAACACGCAGCAUCGUGACAGCUCUGCAUCGAUUGCAACUUCGAUCUCCAGCGGAGAUCUCUUGCAACUGGUAGUGGAUCGCUUUCGCGCCUUUGCGCACCUGUGCCACGAUUUCAAGCAACCGUCGACUGCGCUGGUCGAUCAACUCAAAUCAUCGGUGCCCGAGGUGAUCAGAGACUUUAUUCCUGUCUUUCAUCCCCAGAGGAUGUAUUCGCAAAGGGCUCAUUCCACGGAGGAGAAUUUGGCCGUCCUGGCCCUCGCGUCCACUCUCAGUGGCGAUGCAGAGAUCAGAGAAGAGGGGUACCGGCUUGUUUGCUAUCUCUACGGCGUGGUCGUCCUUUCGUACAAGCAUUCCAUGCAUCUGGGAGGCAAGUCAUCUCCGACUCUGAACUGCCUCAUGCUCAUCGGCAAGCAUGGCCUGCGUCAAUCGAACCCGGAAUUCUACCUCCGAUUCGAGGAAAGCUACGGCCAUAUUCUGCAAGACCUCGCGCGACUCGAGACGCGACAGAUCCGCCGUGACGAGGCCAUGGAUCGACUGGACGUGGAUCAGAUCAAGGGCAUGCCGGACGAAGAGCUCUGUUUGACCUGGACUCGUUGGUACGAGCACGAAAGUCGGAAAAGGACCCUGCUGCUAUGCGCCAUCUCAGAUUCGCAAGCGUCGAGCUACUUUAGCCCGUUCAACAUCGACCUCGCCGCUCAUCCUGAGAGCCCACGAUGUCAGUUCUUAUUCGCUCACGUCAGUGAGCCGUGUCCCGGUCGCGUCUUUUUCUCUUGGCCACCGAAGGAAUGGGCAGCGCGCCUAGCCUGCAGUACGUCGGUGCCCUCAUCGGAAUGUGCCGAUAGCACCCAUCGAGAUGGCAGGCCCUGCUCGAUCGCUGCUCAUCUGGCGGAUAGGUUGCUGCGACCCCACACAGCUCAUGCGACUCGGCCACAGCUCUACCCUCGCUUCCGGACGUCGUUUGACUUUGGGCCCAGCAAUCAUGCUUCGUUCAAGGCGAAGCCUCUGCGGCCGAAUGGCGAAGCGUCUGCUACGAGGACUCCCAACACGAUGCCCGCUCCCAUCAUCGAGGUCGACCAUGCCUCAAGCGUGUCAGACUCAUCCAGUCGGAGGGAGUCGAUUUCAGAGGGUGACGCUAAAGAGCAGGACAAGCGUGAGCCACGCAUGGUCUCACAGCUCUACACGCUGGCCCUUCUGGAAUCGAUUCAUGGUGCCUGGAUGUCGGACACUGGGUGGUGCCAGACGGCGGCAUGGGGCGCUUCUGCAUUGCCUGAGCGGCUUGUGAUCGACGAGGAUGAUUUUGACAUGGCCAGCGCGAGCAUGGCCGAUCUUCCUGGCUGGAGAAUAGGGCGGACGCUCAAGGCCACGCAGGUUGCGCAUGCCCUGAUGAACUGGUCCGAGAUCUUCGGCGGGUGGAACGAUGUCAGCCAGGCAGAUUCGGACAACGCAGCUCCUCGGGUGGAACUCAGUUUGAACGACGACGCGCAGCAGGCAACAAUACGAUGGCAGGCCAUCUUUCUGGGUCUCUGUUCGCCUUUGCCUACGCUUUGUUUCUUCUUGCAAGAUGCUUCGCGUCUGGAUGCCAAGGAUCGGCAGCGACAUGGCAAGGUCUCGGCGCUCUUGGGCAAGUGGGUCCACUCGACCCAGUGCAGAAGGGCGCUGAUGCACGCCAGCACGAUUCUGACGAUGCUGCUCGCCACUGAGCAGCUGUCGGACCAUGCGACGAUCCGCCCGACCACAGCUCAUGCGGCGUUCAUGUCGCUGGUGGUGGUCGUCUGUGCAUACAAGUUGCUUCAAGCUGAUGCCUCCGAGUCGAGCUCGGCGUCAAAGAUGGACGAUGCGCAGCGCGAGGAGCUCGUGCCUAUGCGCCAGGUGUGGCCCAAGGUGCUUACGUCGCUUGCUCGAAGCGACAAACCGAUGCCGGCGCCAGCCUGUGUCGACCCAAAAGGAAGCCAGAGGGAAGGUGACGACGAUUGGCUUUGGGUGUCCUACUGGCAUCGCAAAUUCCAGCAUCUGGGUCUCGCGGGCAUCUUUCGAGAAGCCGAAGGCGGCCUUGGAGGAUAUGCAGACUGGCGAAUGUCAGUCUCGGGGCCGUCGAAUGGCGGCGGCUUUGUGGCGCGCGGAGCUGCGCACACGAGGCCAAGAUGGUCGAGCUUCGUGGGUGACGGGCGGUGGCCCACAUCGACGCGCGACAAUACUUCCGGACCGGCGGCCGAAGCGUUUAGCAGCCAGCGAAGGGCAUCGCAUGCGCAGCCUGACCCAGCUCAUCCUGAUCCGGACGGAGACCUGCUGCGACGGCACUUUCGGCGACUGUCUGCUGUUCCGAAUCCCAUGGCAGAAACGCGUCGAUGGGUUCUUGCCGGCUCCACACAUGGCGCUACGUUCUGCGGACUUGCGCUCUCGCCCGCCGGCAAGAGGGUCGAAGGGCAGGGCUCCGAGUCGGGAGAAAAGCGCGGUGAGGCUAUCGAGCAUCUCACCCGCGACCACCUGCGCGAAGUCGUCACGCGAAUCCAAAGCGCCAAGCUAGCGUGGUGCUUCAGCCACGAAUUCGCGAGCCUCUUGCAUGGAGCCUUGGGGCCAUCCUCGCCCGGCGACAGCGAGCAUAGCCAUACGUCGCCGCCCUCAGAAUCGUCGCCGCAGUAG